ACGCAUGAAAAAUACCGCUCCGUCGCAAUAAACUGUAUUCAGAAUUUCGUAGGGCAACACUGGCCACCUCGCGUGCUGUUUUGUUUAUAAUUUUUAGCCAUGCAGUUCCACUUCAAAAUAGCAGACGCAGAACGGGACAGGGACAAUGUGGCGGCGACCAGUAAUGCUAGUCUCAACCCGCACGCCGCCCUGCAGCCCCAGCAGCCGGUGGCGCUGGUGGAGCCCAAGGACGCCCAGCACGAGAUCAGACUGCAGAAUAUCGUGGCCACGUUCUCGGUGAACUGCGAACUGGACCUCAAGGCGAUCAAUUCGCGCACCAGGAACUCCGAGUACUCGCCCAAGCGCUUUCGGGGUGUGAUCAUGCGAAUGCACGCGCCCCGCUGCACGGCUCUAAUCUUCCGGACAGGCAAGAUCAUCUGCACUGGGGCCCGCAACGAGAUCGAGGCGGAUAUCGGCUCCCGAAAGUUCGCCCGCAUCCUGCAGAAGCUGGGUUUCCCUGUGAAAUUCAUGGACUACAAGCUGCAGAACAUUGUGGCCACGGUCGAUCUCCGUUUCCCCAUCCGCCUGGAGAACCUCAAUCAGUUGCACGGCCAGUUUAGCUCUUACGAGCCGGAGAUGUUCCCCGGCCUGAUCUAUCGCAUGGUCAAACCUCGGGUCGUGCUCCUGAUCUUCGUCAACGGCAAGGUCGUCUUCACGGGAGCCAAGUCGCGCAAGGACAUAAUGGACUGCCUGGAGGCCAUCUCGCCCAUUCUGCUCAGUUUUCGCAAGACGUAGGAGGAUUUGGUUUUUACUUUUAGUUUAGUUAGAUUAGUUUAGGCCUUUGGCGAACAAUUCGAUUAUUUAUAUGCGCAUAAAUACAAUGUAUUUUUGUUAUAUAGAGUUAUUAAUUAAUUAAUUAUUAAAUUCCUUAAUCAAAUUAUUAACACAAGAACAGAGUAUAAUAGAAACAUAAAAUUUAAAAUAUUUCACACAUAUUUGUAUUCAGAUACAUAAAAUGUGGCAAAUUUUACACCAGAAAUGUAUCUGGAUUUAAAAAUAAUAUAUUCUAAUACUUUACAUAUGUAUGUAUAAAAGACGAAAUAACAUCCACUGCAUUUAUAAACUAUUUUCUUUCUUUGAAACCUGUCGAUGGCCACAGUAGCUAGUUACUCCCUAUCCUUAAAUUAAGUAUUAUAUUAUAAAUACGUUUAUGUAUAAUAGUUAAUAAUGAAUAAAUAAAUAAAUUUCUUUGAAA
Drosophila kikkawai is the source of this 1234-nucleotide messenger RNA. It is a transcript of the gene Trf, whose product is annotated as TBP-related factor. Gene Ontology annotation, molecular function: RNA polymerase II general transcription initiation factor activity; DNA binding. Lineage: Eukaryota; Metazoa; Arthropoda; Insecta; Diptera; Drosophilidae. Gene Ontology annotation, biological process: DNA-templated transcription initiation. The record is from RefSeq and is a predicted model, not a curated record.